This is a messenger RNA of Suillus paluster, 612 nucleotides long. RefSeq lists its product as uncharacterized. Gene Ontology annotation, molecular function: peptidyl-prolyl cis-trans isomerase activity. NCBI's taxonomy places the organism in Eukaryota, Fungi, Basidiomycota, Agaricomycetes, Boletales, Suillaceae. Gene Ontology annotation, biological process: protein peptidyl-prolyl isomerization. The record is from RefSeq and is a predicted model, not a curated record. The transcript is spliced from 5 exons. Bases 72 to 491 code for a protein of 139 amino acids.
UCCGAACGGCUCUGACGACGUGUUUAAACUCACACAUACGCACCUACACGACCUUUACUUAGUACUUGACCAUGCAGUUCCUCAAACUUUGGCUCUCCGUGUUGGCUUUGGCAGUGUGCGCGCUGGCAGCGGAACCGCCGAAGAAGCUGGAGAUUGCAGUCACCUACUUGCCUGAUGACUGCCCUGCAACGGCCAAGACUGGGGAUGCCAUCAAGGUUCACUACACUGGGACGCUGUUCUCCGACGGUAGCAAGUUUGAUUCAAGUCUCGAUCGAGGCCAGCCGUUACCUAUCAAACUCGGUGUGGGUCAGGUCAUCAAAGGGUGGGACGAAGGUCUCCAAGGCAUGUGCCUCAAUGAGAAGCGUACCUUGACGAUUCCUUCAGACAUGGCCUACGGUCCGCGUGGAUUUGGGAAUGUUAUUCCUGCAAAUUCUGCCUUGGUCUUCGACGUUGAGCUCGUCAGCCUCGAGAAAGCUCGCGACGAAUUGUAGACAAUUAUGGUCCUGCAUGUUGCACAUUGCACUUGAUAACGAGCACUGGCAUUUAUUGAUAUUAAUCGUCCCGACGGAUCAAAUAUACAAUUUUGCAUUGGAUGAGUAUCAACCAUCACUU